CUUCUUUUUUUUUUGUAAAUAAUAAUUAUCCGUGCUGCUAUUCUUUUUGCAGCAAAGAAAAGAAACCCAUUGCAGUUUUAUAUGGAAGAAUAUACGGGGUUUUUUUUUUUCCAGAAAUAGUAGUAGUAGUAGUAGUGAGGGUGAUUAGAGGGAAUGGGGAGCAAAUGCAAUGGUGAGGAUGGUGGUGAGUGGGAGGACACUACUGCUGCUGCUAAUAGUAGUAGUAACAAGGAAGAAUUUGAGAAGAGGGUGUUGGAGACGGUGAAAGUAUGCGAGCAGAGGAAGGAGCCGCCGGCGGUUUGGGCAAUGGAAGUUGCCAAAUGCGUGGGCUCUUCGGGUCUAGGUUUCCCCUGUCCGGAGCUUGCCCACCUUCUCGUCUCUCAACUCUCUCUCUCCAACAACAACAAUAACUACCAACCCUCCCUCUGGAAGUUCCUCGACCAAGCCCUUUCCUCCGCCCUUCUCUCCCCACUCCAUGUUCUCGCCCUCCUCACUUCCAGGGUUAUUCCUCGUCGAUGGUCUCAGCCAGAGGCAUAUAGACUCUAUCUCGAACUUUUGAGCAGAUACGCGUUUUCAUUUGAUGGGCUUGGGACAGAUGGUUGUGGAAAGAAGAUAACAAAAUUUGUUGAUGCCGCCCUUCAGCUUUCCCAAACUUAUGGAAUUCAGGUUGUGGAAGUUGGACAUGCAGUGGUAUUGUGCUUCUUCAGCAUUGUUGUUGGCUUAAUUGAUAGCACGUUACGUGACUGGGGUUUGCACAUGACAUCUGUGGACAAAGAAACUGGAGUGGUUAGUAGUGAAGAUGGCAAGGACAUGGAUGUGGACUCUCAAGAAAGUCAAAUUUUCAGAAGAAAUGAACAUCGUGAACGCAUGAAGAAAUCAAAUUCUUUUAUGGCCUUUGAGGUGUUGGGGAAACUAACAGAAAACAGAAAGGCUACGGUUCUACUCCGCCUUGUUUACUUGAAUAUGCCCGAGAAGUUCGAUGGCCUCCUGCAGAGGAUGCAGUUUCUUGAAGCUCAUAAGCAAGCAUCCCCAAAUUUAAAGUCUGCAUAUCAGCUUUUGGUAAAAUUGUCAGCAAAUAUCCAGAGGGCUAUGGGUUUUCAAUACCAGCUACACAAGCACCAGCUCAUUGGGAAGCUUAUCGAUGUCAGAUCAUGUAAACCUGUACCUUUCUGCAAUUCUGUAUCUGGUUGGUUGGCUUGUUGGGUUCCUUUUGAUAUUUAUAUGGAGAACGCGAUGGACGGAAAGCAAUUUCCUGUUACGUCUGCUAUUGAUAUACUUACAGAAACGGUCAAAACACUCAAAGUUUUUAACAGGGCAAGCUGGCAAGAAACAUUCCUGGCUCUCUGGCUUUCAGGCCUUCGGCUCGUGCAACGAGAACGUGAUCCCCUGGAAGGGCCAGUUCCACAUCUUGAAUCCCGCCUUUGUGCCCUUUUGUCUAUCACCCCCUUGGCAAUUGCUCGUGUUCUGGAGGAUGAGCCAUCAUGUUCUUCUCUUCCAGGAUGUAAAGCAUCCAGGUAUAUGAAGUGUGGUUAUGGACAUGGAAUGGAUGGUGACCGUGCUUCAAGGAAACAGGGACUGAUAUCCUCCCUUCAGGUCCUUGGACUCUGUACUAUCCUAUUAUGCCCUCCCAAUUCGGUUGUUAAUGCAGCUAAUGAUGCAGCUGCUAAAGCGGCGAGCUUCAUCUCGAAUUCUCAGAAUGUGAAGGAUAGACUAAGUGGUGAUGGUUGCUGUGAUACUUCUUUAAAAGCAGGCGGUGACAUGAGGCACCUGAUAGUGGAAGCUUGUAUUGCAAGAAAGUUAAUUGACACAUCGGCAUACUUUUGGCCUGGUUAUGUCCCUACAUCAGCAACCUUAGUUCCCAAUCCAUCACCGCUGCAAAAGUCUCCUUGGUCAAUGUUCAUGGAAGGAGCUCGAUUAACCAAUCCCUUGAUAAAUGCCCUGAAGGCAACUCCUGCUUCAAGUUUCGCAGAGGUUGAGAAAUUGUACUAUACUGCUUUGAACGGAUUGGAAGAGGAGAAGACAGCUGCUGCAAAGAUAUUAUGUGGUGCAUCCCUCAGUCGUGGAUGGAAUAUUCAGGAGUAUGUGGUGCAGUUUGUCGUCAAGCUUCUUUGUCCUCCUGUACCCCCCAAUUUUACUGGAUCAAGGAGUCAUCUGGUUGAUUAUAUGUCCGUUCUGAGUGCAAUCCUUUUUGGGGCUUCCUCUUUUGAUACUGUUCAUAUUCUUUCUUUGCAUGGUGUGGUGCCUGAAGUUGCAGCUUCUCUAAUGCCACUGUGUGAGACUUUUGGGUCACUUGUACCAGAACCGACUCACUCAUCAAGAAUAGGUGAUGAAUCCUCAAUUUACAUGGUCUUUUCUUCUGCGUUUCUCUUUCUUCUUCGCCUGUGGAAGUUCUAUAGACCUCCCCUUGAGCCGUGUAUUACGGGGCGAGGAGGGGCGAUUGGAGGCGAGCUUCCACUUGAGUAUCUUUUGUUAUUGCGAAAUAGCCGUACUCAAUUACAGAAUUCUGGUGCUCGGGAUGAAAUGGAUAACAGUACAAACAUGCAUGGAUCAACCUUGGAUAAGUCCAUAUAUAUCGAUUCUUAUCCAAAUUUGCGGGCUUGGUACUGUCAAAACAGGUCUUGUAUAGCCUCAACGGUCUCUGGCCUCUCUAGUGGGAAUCCAGUUCAUCAGGUUGCUGAUAAGAUCUUAAACAUGAUUUUCUGGAGAAUUACAAAAAGUGGGACCAUGUCCAGUGACUCUUCCGUGCUACCGAGUAGCAGCAUUGCUAGUCCCUCAGCUAGAACUGGAGAAGAUGCUUACCAGAGACCUGUGCUCCCUGCAUGGGAGGUAUUGGAAGCCAUCCCGUUUGUUCUCGAGGCAGUUUUAACAGCUUGUGCCCAUGGAAGGCUUUCAUCACGGGACUUGACCACAGGGCUGAGGGACAUCAUUGACUUUCUGCCCGCUUCUCUUGCAGCUAUAAUUAGCUACUUUUCUGCAGAAAUCUCUCGUGGUAUAUGGAAACCGGUGCCAAUGAAUGGAACAGACUGGCCCAGUCCUGCAGCAAACCUCGUAGCAGUUGAGACUGAAAUAAAAGAUAUUCUUUCUUCUGCAGGUGUCAAUGCUCCUAGUUCUUUGUCUGGGGUUUCUCCGGCAAUGCUUCCACUGCCAAUGGCAGCUCUUGUCAGUUUGACCAUUACUUUUAAACUUGAUAAGAGUUUAGAGUUCAUCCAUGCUGUUGUUGGACCUGCCUUGGAGAACUGUGCCUCGGGUUGCCCUUGGCCUAGCAUGCCCAUUAUUAGCUCUCUUUGGGCGCAGAAGGUGCCGCGCUGGCAUGACUUCAUUGUUGUAUCUUGUUCUCGCUCUGUUUUCAGGCAAAACCCGGAAGCUGUUGCUCAGCUUUUGAGGAGUUGCUUCACCUCGUAUCUGGGAUUAUCCCAUGUUCUGGCUUUGCCAUUGGUCAGUCAAAAUGGUGUGAAUGGUCUCUUGGGCAGCUUUAUCUCAGCUCCAGGCCUUUGCCCUCGCGUUGCCCCUGGAGUUCUUUUUCUCAGAUCUUGCCGUACAAUACACCAUGUCCAAUAUCUGAAUCAUGUGAUAGUGGAGCUUGUAGCCAAUUCUUCCAGGGAAUGUGGUGUCGAAUGGGCAAGCACCAAUUUCCCCUGCCGCCGCCGCUUGAAGUCUACAGAGACAUCUUUAUCUGUUGCCAUUGCCAGAGCUAAGGAGGUAGCCACACUUGGUGCAAGCCUCUUAUGCGUUGCAGGUGGGCUCCAGCUGGUCCAGGAAUUAUACCUGGAGACCAUCCCAACCUGGUUCCUCUCCGCAAGAAGAAGAGGUGAUCACGACGAGAAGAAACAUGGUGAUGUUAAUGCUGUGUCCCGAAUACUGGAGGGAUACUCCAUGGCAUAUCUGUUGGUUUUGUCAGGGGCUUUCAUAUGGGGUGUUGGUGCCGAACCACAGUCGCAGGCAUUCUCCAGGAGAAGGUUGAGCGGGGUUGGAGUACACAUGGAUUUUGUCGUGGGAGUGUUGGAAGGGAACAUAUCGCUUGGCUGUGAUCCUGCUACUUGGAAAGCUUAUGUAUCUUGUUUAGUUGGUUUGGUAGUGAGUUUUGCUCCGGCAUGGAUUCGGGAAGUGAGGCAUGAGACGCUAAGGAAAUUGGCCACUGGAUUGAGAGGAUGGCACGAGUGUGAUCUGGCUUUAUCCCUCCUUGAAAGAGGUGGGGUUGCUGCCAUGGGAUCAGUUGUUGAACUGGUGAAUGAUGUUCUGUAAAUUUAGUUAGUCGAAUUUGAUGGCAAAUGUGAUGUUCAGUGCUCUUUUUCUUUUUCGUUCCUUUCUCUUUUGUGUCUGAUAUAACUUGGCAGUAACACACGCUCCGAUACCUGAACCAAGAGGCGUCAAAGAACUCUCAAAACAGAACACACAGUGACUAAAAUGUGGGGGGCUUAAUUUCACGAUUGAUGUAAAGGACACUUGUUUGACUGACGUACAGCAACUUGCAUCUUGCUUUA
Rhododendron vialii is the source of this 4481-nucleotide messenger RNA. Its product is annotated as mediator of RNA polymerase II transcription subunit 33A-like. NCBI's taxonomy places the organism in Eukaryota, Viridiplantae, Streptophyta, Magnoliopsida, Ericales, Ericaceae. The transcript has 12 exons. Bases 154 to 4242 code for a protein of 1362 amino acids. The record is from RefSeq and is a predicted model, not a curated record. Gene Ontology annotation, cellular component: mediator complex. Gene Ontology annotation, biological process: regulation of phenylpropanoid metabolic process.